Molecule: messenger RNA, 1755 nt
Organism: Ictalurus furcatus (blue catfish)
Lineage: Eukaryota; Metazoa; Chordata; Actinopteri; Siluriformes; Ictaluridae
Gene: mtch2
Product: mitochondrial carrier homolog 2
Exons: 13
Coding region: 43-945 (300 amino acids)
Biological process (GO): positive regulation of apoptotic process
Cellular component (GO): membrane; mitochondrion
Source: RefSeq, a predicted model, not a curated record
CUUUACCAAAAUUCCUUCCCUGUUAAGGAGGGGGACGAAAUAAUGGCGGAAACAUGUGGCCAAGUACUCUUAGGAUCUGGGCUAACUGCCCUUUCCCAUCCUCUUAUGUACAUUAAGGUGUUAGUACAAGUGGGACAUGAACCUCUUCCGCCCACUCUUGGAAGGAAUUUGUUUGGCAGACAGGUGUAUCAGCUUCCUGGACUCUUUGCUUAUGCCAAACACAUAAUAACGAUCGAUGGGAAGUUAGGCCUGUUUAAAGGUCUUGCCCCCAGACUGUGUGCAGGGACCAUCGGCACCGUUGUCCACAGUAAAGUGCUGCAGAAAUGCCACGAGAAGAAACUGGAGGUCAUGAACAGUGGCCAGAAAACAGAGGAGGGAUCUUUGCAGCAUGUAGUCAAUGAGACAACAAAGGAGAUGAUCGCACGCUCCUGUGCCACAAUUGUCACACAUCCAUUCCAUGUGAUCACCCUUAGAUGCAUGGUCCAGUUUAUUGGAAGAGAAACCAAGUAUAGUGGUGUCUUUGAUUCCAUUAUCACUGUCUACAGAGAAGAGGGAAUCCUUGGGUUUUUUGCUGGCCUCAUCCCACGUCUUCUUGGCGAUAUCUUCUCUCUGUGGAUCUGCAACCUGCUUGCUCACUUUAUCAACUCGUAUGCAAUAGAUGACUCAAUGAGUCGUACGAGUGAAAUGAAGAACUGCUCUCAGGCUGCCACUGGGUUUUUUGCCAGUAUGCUGACUUACCCUUUUGUCUUGGUCUCCAACCUGAUGACAGUCAAUAACUGUGGGUUGGCAGGUGGUUUACCACCUUAUGCUGAAACCUAUAAAACCUGGCUUGACUGCUGGAGGCACCUGAGCCGAGAGGGUAAUAUGAGCAGAGGCAACAGUUUAUUCUUCAGGAAGGUGCCGGUGGGAAAGAUGUAUGCCAUUGACCAGAAGCGAUUUUUCUGAAUAGGACAUGCCAACAGAAAUAUAUAUGAGAGAGAGAGAGAUGGUUUGGGUGGGGAAACUCCUAAUCUUUUGUAUGCACUUGUUUAUCAUGAUUUUUUUUUUUUUUUUGGAUAAUCAGUGUCAGCUUCCAGUAAUGGUUUUUUUUCCAUAAAUUUCACCAAAAGUUGCUUUGAUUUGGAAAAGUUAUUUUAAUAUUUGUAUCAGAAAUACCUCUUUUUACUAGAGGUUUAAUGUCAGACAGGCCUUAGCUAGGAAAUUCUGUAAUAUUUAAAUGAAUAUAUAUUAUAUUACCCUUCAUCCCUCCCUCCAAAAAAGGAAAAAAACAACCAGUCCUAAUCUCAGGCCAUUUGCUUAAUGUGUCUCGUAGGAAUGUCCUUGCCUCUCAGCACCUAUCUACGUUGAGUGAAAGAAGAACUGAAGUUCUUCUGAUGCUGAAGGCGUACAUGUAGCUAUUAAAAUAAUGAGUUGUGUUAAAUGAUAGCUCCUGUUGCUGUGUGCUGUGUGUAUGUGCACAUGCUUGUGUGUCCUCACACAGCCUGUAAUGACUUGCCUGGUUCCUCAAACCGGUUCAGGUUUGUAUUGUGGAGAGCGAGCAUGCCCAGAUGCUGAGCUAGAUAGAGUGCAAGAUAGGGUGCAUUCAGCCCACUGGCAUGAAUCAUACCGUGAGGGAGAUCCAUGUGAUCAAGUUCUCUCUCUUCUGCUGUGUUCACAAGUGUUCACAUUUGGACUGUAUAUUUGUAUUAACCUUCUGACUGAUCCCAAUAAAUCCAAGUAUGCCUUUAAUUGGUGUGCUUGGGUGUUUUUCCUUCA